Messenger RNA from Rotaria sp. Silwood2, 1449 nucleotides. The record is from the annotation of a GenBank genome assembly. NCBI's taxonomy places the organism in Eukaryota, Metazoa, Rotifera, Eurotatoria, Philodinida, Philodinidae.
AUGCAACAGUCAAUGAUACAUUCCAACAUGCAUCAACAACAACCGGCAUUAUCAGUACAACAACUAUCCGUCAAUGUAACAGCAUCACUUUACUCAUCAAUGAUUAACCCAACAGUAUCUUCCACACCAAUAUCAGCUCAUAACAAGAGAGGUCGCAAUGAUACUAGUGGUUUAUCGGAUUCCAAUAUGCAAGUACGUCCCCAAUACCAUCAGCCUAAUCUUGCGUUUAAUUCGAAUAAUACUCCCAACAAACGGAUUCGUGGAUUCAACCAGCAGCGUAACGAUGGGGCUUAUUUAGGUCGUUAUACACAAAAUCAACCAGCACAAUUGAAUCGAAAUUCUCUGGGAACAAGGGACACGGAGAAACGGAAUAAUAAUAACCAGCAACAACCAUCAGUAGCUACUUGUCGUUUCGCUACAACUCGCUUUCCUUUCUCACCCUUCUCUGUUAUUUUUUCACAAGAAGUUCGUGAGAAGUUGGUCGUUGACGAUUUGAUCAAACACGCACUUGCUCAUCUAAAUGUCGAAUUAAAAACGGUUGCUUAUCGGCGCGGAAGAGCGGGAAAAGACGAAUGCUGUAUCUUGAUAUUUGUGGAGAAUAGUGAAUCGUUUUCGUUCUUGUAUGAUCGUAGUAAUUGGCCUACAGAGCUAGCAGGCUGUCAAUUCACAACAAAAAAUCCUUCGAUUCCUCCACAAUUGGCCCUAGUCUUGCCGACUGUAUCGCUUCAAGUUGAUUGGGAUGAAUUCGUGCAGGAGGUGAAAAGCAAUUAUCCAGGAGUAGAAAAUAUCGUUCGUUUAAAAAAUAAAGCACAGCAACCGGUACGCGCCGUGAAACUGGAGUUUCUAUCGCCUAAAGUACGUGGUGAAAUAUUAGAAGCAGGUGAAAUUGGCAUCAUGCAUAUGAAGUACAAGGUGGUGGAAUAUUUUGCUCAAGCAAACGUCUUAAUUUGUUCCAACUAUUUUGGAAUAGGACAUUUCAGAAAGAACUGUCCACAGAAAGAAGAAUCCACAUGCAAAACCUGUGGUGAAAAAUGCUCGAACUUGAACGAGUACCAAUGUUCUGGUCUUUUAAAAUGUAUACAUUGUGGUUGGCCCCAUACUUCUAAUGAUUCAAAGUGCAAAGUCAUGAAAGACUAUCGAGCUGCUCUCACUCGAAAGCUCCUGGCUAACGUGGUACCAGCAACCGUAGGAGAUACAAGUUCUGAGCGAACACAGUUAAAUAAUCAGCUGUUCAGUUCUACGACUAGUCGUCUGCCUUACUCUACUGUCGAUCAAGCGAUGCCAUCGAACAUGAACGAUUUAAUUGGCAAGAAACUCGAUAGCAUGUUAGCAAAAGUGGAAGAAGAAUUUAACGCAACUCGUCGAUCUAUUGGGGAACUAAAAGAUGAAAUGAGUAUUCGUUAUGACGAAACAAGAAAACAAGGUGAAAACAAUGGAAAAGAAAUUUGA